CCACUGGACCAUAUUUUGCAAACCGGUGUGGCAUGACAUAUGGCCCGCUGUGAAUACAUUUGACCAAUUAGAACUCGGCUAAGAAAUUACGUGACAGGUUUUCCCGGGCCGUAUGUCAUACCAUACCUGUGGUGAAGCAAAUCAGGGGGAAUAACUCUAUGAAGUUCGUCUGCAAGGUGACACGAUGGAUUCUUGCAGUAUUUAUUAUGUUGAAUUCGGCGUCAAAAACGGGUUAGGUGUUGCUAGAAGGUUAUGCUGUCAGUAUGGAUUCAGACCGAUUGCAACGAGAAAAUCCUCGAAAGCGAAACAAUGGGCUUUAACGUCUGGUUCCACCAGAUUCCUUGUCACCGAGCCGAUUACAGCGAGUGGGACGUCGCGUUUACAAGCGUCGGACGACAGUCACAAUGUUGAUAAUCUGCACACUGAUCCAUACUUCGUCAGUUUUUGUGAUGGACAAACGGAAUCAAGUCCCGGGGAACACAGAGAUAUCAGAGAUUCCGUCUUUAAUGUCGCUUUCGCCGUAAACGACGUGCUCAAAUAUGUACAGAGACUGAUGCAAUCUGGGGUGCAGUUAAUCAAACCGGUCUCCAGUUUAUCUGAUGAAAACGGUACGGUGUGGACGGCCACAGUGAAGUCAUGCGUUGGCAAUGUCGUUCACACUUUGGUACAAAAAAGUGAUUAUAGUGGCUGUUUUUUGCCAGGUUUUACCGACAUAAACAAUGAGGAUGACCUCUUUGAUUGCUGUGACAAAAACUAUUCUGGGUCAGAAAAAAGUAGUCCAAAUUUGACUCAUAUUGAUCACAUUACAUUUGCUGCUUACUGUGGUUCUGCAGAUGAAAUACUGCAUUGGUAUGAGAGGUGUUUUGGUAUGAAAAGGUUCUUCAUUAACAGAGAAGAAGAUGAAAAUGAGGGAUUUGUUGUGGAUGCUGGUAAUACUGGAUUAAGACUGAAGGCUUUUGAAUACUGGAAAUGUGCUGAGAUUGGUUUAACUUCUGGGAAAGCAAACAGUAUAAAGUUCAUAAUAGCUGAAGCACUUUCAAAUCAAGGACCAAAUCAAGUGGACACAUUCCUUUCUAACCAUGAUGGACCAGGAAUUCAACAUAUUGGCUUGUCAUCAUCCGACAUCGUUUCAUCUGUGUCGGUACUCACAGAUGCAGGAGUUCAGUUUGUGGAGCCACCCUACACUUACUACACUGAGAUUGGAAAACUCAAAGAGAUUACCGAGAUUGGUGAAAAUCUGGACAUGCUGCAGAAAUAUGGAAUCUUGGUGGAUGCAGAGGCUGAUUCUGGGAAUAGCCCAGUAGAACCAACGUCAAAACAGAGAUAUCUGUUACAGAAGUUUACACGUCCACUGUUUGACAGAGAUACGUUCUUCUUGGAAAUUAUCCAGCGCGAGGGAGCAACCGGAUUUGGUGCGGGAAACAUAUCGGCUCUCUGGAGAUCUGUGCAAGCAUACUUGAUUGAAAAGACAAAAAACAGUGACGAUUGAUACUAGUUCCAUCACAAAUGGCUUGCCUUUAUGCCGUAUAUGCAACAUAAUAAAUUAGUAUUCUGUGACAAAUUGCAGGCUGCUUCACCAUGUCAAAUUAUGUUGCUACCCACCUUUGUAAACGAGUGUUGCUGCCCAGCAUCUUGCAUAAGUAUAUAGUUUUGAAACUUACUUUCAACAGUUGUAAAUGUUUUCGAAAUACCAUUAAACAUUUUAUGUAUGAUUUAUUUUUAUAUAAAAAGUCGCUGCCCUGCAUCUUGUGUAAGUAUAUAGAUUUGAAAUUUACUUUCAACAGUCAUAAAUGUUUUCAAAAUACCAUUAAACAUUUUAUAUAUGAUUUAUUUUCAUAUAAAAAGUUAAAGGUCCACAAUCAUGGCACAUUAUUAAUACACAGUAUAUAUAACAAAUACAUAAUUACAGUAUUAAAAAUAAAAACCAAAAAUACCAUCCCAGUGAUUAAUAAAGUGACUUUUUGUAAAACGCUUGGGGGAAAAAACCCAUUGCUCAGUCGGUUUGAUCCACAUCAGACCUGUGACGUAGCAUCGGGCGUUCUGUUAGUAGGUCAACAUGCCAACAGCAGAGAAUGAUUGUUCGAAAAACAGCUGAUUCUUAACAGACGCUAGUUUGGACAUUUUGGUCUUAACACAUUUGUACAUCUACUCUAAUGGUACCUCGAUUGGUGAGGAAGUGGUAUAUAAGCACGUUAACCUAGAUACCUACCUACCUGUGAAAAGCAGAACACAAAUUCAGUCCCGACUUUUGAAAGUGGGAUAUUAACAUUUGACUAAUAAAAAAUAUGUGUUCAGAUCAUAACGCAUUUAAAACAACAAGCAGAAUAAAUAACGUAACAGGUAUGAACACAUACAAAUAAUAAUACGAUUUAUCUUGCUACCUAUACCCAUUACUACAGGUGUUGUUAAUUGUUUGUUAAGCUUUCAAAGAGGCGCGAUUAUUUCGUAACACUUUCUGUGGUGUCCUAAUUACUGCUGUCAUUGUUAAAAGGUGACCACUAGUAUAUACAUACACACACACAGUUCGUAUAUACACACACAUGCACGCACACACAACAUGUAUAUACAUGUAUAUAUACAUA
Molecule: messenger RNA, 2582 nt
Organism: Gigantopelta aegis
Lineage: Eukaryota; Metazoa; Mollusca; Gastropoda; Neomphalida; Peltospiridae
Product: 4-hydroxyphenylpyruvate dioxygenase-like protein
Exons: 5
Coding region: 185-1489 (434 amino acids)
Biological process (GO): aromatic amino acid metabolic process
Molecular function (GO): 4-hydroxyphenylpyruvate dioxygenase activity
Source: RefSeq, a predicted model, not a curated record